AUCUGUCACUUUCACUUUUCACUCGCCGAGUUGGUUGUCUCGUCAGCGCACACGUUUUCAGCACUUUUGCUGCCGAAAAAUAUUUUUGCGGUUUGGAAAAGUUUGCAAAUUUCUCUGGUUGAACUCUCCGCGUAACACUUGUUCGUUGAAAACCUUGCCCGCGAUGGCGACCAAGCUAGUGUCCAGCUACAACGAACCGGCCAUCGGUGGAUUGAUUGUGGCCGAAGUGAUCAAGUCGACAAACCCGAUCGAGAUCAGCUGGGGCCAGGAGACGUCGAUCACGUUCUCAAACCGGACGCUGAUUUGCGUGACAAACAAUGACGUGCUGCGUGCACUUGCGAGGGACGCCCCCAAGUAUCAGUUGUACGGGAAGACCCCGAUCGAGCGGACCCAGAUUGACCACUGGCUGACGUACACGUUGUCGAUGGAGAAGGAUCCGGCGGACGAGCUGAUGUAUUUGAACAAGUGCUUGGCUCCGCUGACGUUCCUUGUGGCGAAUCAUUUGACGAUUGCGGAUUUGGCCGUUUUUAACGAGCUGUUCAGCUGCUAUGAAGAGUUGAAGGCGGUUGGUAUUCCGGUGCACGUCCAGCGAUUCUACGAUCUUAUAUCGGCCCAGCCGGCGGUGAAGAGUGUCCUCCAGGGAAUUCCGAAGGAAGCGAAGCUGGGCAAAAGGGGCACGACGACUCGUGGGGGAAGUGCGGAGAAGACAACCGAGCGAAAGCAGGAAGGAAAGUUUGUUGAUCUUCCGGGAGCUGAGAUGGGAAAGGUUGUGGUACGGUUUCCCCCGGAGGCGUCCGGUUAUUUGCACAUUGGCCACGCGAAGGCUGCUCUGUUGAAUCAGUACUACCAGCAAGCGUUCCAGGGCAAGCUGAUUAUGCGAUUCGACGAUACCAAUCCGGCCAAGGAGAACGUUCACUAUGAGAAGGUGAUUCUGGAGGAUUUGGAAAUGCUGCAGAUCAAGCCGGACCUGUUUACGCACACUUCGCAGUACUUUGACCUGAUGCUAGACUAUUGCGAACGGUUGAUGAAGGAGGGCAAGGCGUACGUUGACGAUACCGAACCGGAGCAGAUGAAGAAGGAACGCGACGAGCGCACCGAGUCGAAGAACCGAAGCAACAGCGUGGAGAAGAAUUUGCAAAUGUGGCGGGAAAUGGUCAAGGGUUCGGCGGCGGGGCAAAAGUGUUGCGUCCGCGCCAAAAUCGACAUGGCUUCGCCAAACGGUUGCAUGCGAGAUCCGACGAUCUAUCGGUGCAAAAAUGAACCACAUCCUCGUACGGGAACGCAGUACAAAGUUUACCCGACGUACGACUUUGCCUGUCCGAUUGUUGACGCAAUUGAGGACGUAACGCACACUCUGCGAACGAUGGAAUAUCACGAUCGCGACGAUCAGUUCUAUUGGUUCAUCGAGGCGCUUGGACUGCGCCGUCCGUACAUCUGGGAGUACAGUCGGCUGAAUAUGACCAACACCGUACUGUCGAAGCGCAAGCUGACCUGGUUCGUCGAGGAAGGCCUGGUUGACGGGUGGGACGACCCACGAUUCCCCACGGUGCGUGGCAUUCUUCGGCGCGGUAUGACCGUCGAGGGUUUGAAGGAAUUCAUCAUCGCGCAAGGAUCUAGCAAGUCGGUCGUGUUCAUGGAAUGGGACAAAAUCUGGGCGUUCAACAAGAAGGUGAUUGAUCCGAUUGCGCCACGCUACACUGCGCUGGAGAUGGAAAACCGUGUCGUGGUGAAUGUUGCGGGCGCCAAGCUCGAAGCUGUGCAAGUUCCUGUUCAUCCCAAGAAUGCUGACAUUGGUACGAAAACGGUCUGGCUUGGUCCGCGUGUGCUGAUUGAUCAAGCCGACGCUGUUGAGCUGAAGGAGGGCGAAAAUGCCACCUUCAUCAAUUGGGGCAACAUCAUGAUCAACAAAGUCCACAAAGAUGCCACUGGAAAGGUCACCUCCAUCGACGCGAGCUUGAAUCUGGACAACAAGGACUUCAAAAAGACGCUGAAGCUCACGUGGCUGUGCGAGCAAGACCCCGCUGAAUAUCCGCCGACGUUCUGCGUCUACUUUGAGCACAUCAUCGGGAAGGCCGUGCUCGGCAAGGAAGAAGACUUCAAAACCUACAUCGGCCAUCAAACCAGGUCUGAAGCUCAAAUGCUGGGCGAUCCCGAGCUGAAAAAGCUCAAAAAGGGUGACAUCAUCCAGCUGCAGCGGCGCGGCUUCUUCAAGGUGGACCAAGCGUACGCGCGGCCGAGUGAGUUCUCCGCGGUGGAAACGCCCGUCGUGCUGUUUUCGAUUCCGGACGGGCACGCCAAGGAGCAGCCGACGGCGGGAGGCCCGAAGAAGAAUGCCGCGGAGGCGUCCAAGAAAGCUGCCAAGGCUCCUGCUAAAUCUACCGAUUCUGCGGCUAAGCCAGCGACAGGCGCAUCGAACGCAGCUCAACUAAACGACUCGAUCGUGCAACAGGGUGACUUGGUGAGGAAGCUCAAGGCAGAGAAGGCAGCAAAGGCCGACAUUGAUGCUGCUGUGAAGCAGCUUCUAGCGCUCAAGACUCAAUUCAAGGAGGCAACCGGACAGGACUGGAAGCCGGGCGUAGCGAUCGCGGCACCGAGUAGCACGACAACGAGCGGUAAUUCCGGCGAAGCCAUCAAAGCAAAGAUCGUCGAGCAGGGCAACACGGUGCGUGAUUUGAAGACGAAGAAGGCGGCUAAGCCGGAGGUUGACGCUGCGGUGAAGCUUCUGCUUGAUUUGAAGGCACAGUACAAGGCGGCUACCGGAAAGGAUUGGAAACCGGAGACAGCUGCUGCUGCACCUGUUACGGUGAAGAAGGAGGCUCCAAGCGGUGGUGUCGAGAUUAACGCUAAGAUCGUCGAGCAGGGCAAUACGGUGCGCGAUUUGAAGACGAAGAAGGCGGCCAAGCCGGAAGUUGAUGCUGCCGUUAAGGUUUUGCUUGACUUGAAGGCACAGUACAAGGCAGCUACCGGGAAGGAUUGGAAACCGGAGCCAGUCGCUGCUGCACCAAGUGAAGUGAAGAAGGAGGCUGCGCCAAGCGCUGGUGCUGGUGCCGAAAUUAAUGACAAGAUCGCGAAGCAGGGAGACGUGGUGCGUGAUUUGAAGAGCAAAAAAGCAACGAAGCCGGAUAUUGACGCAGCGGUUAAAGUGCUGUUGGAUUUGAAGGCACAGUACAAGGUGGCGACGGGUCAGGACUGGAAACCAGGUGCAACGCAAGCUGCCCCGGCUCAGAAGGCUCCGGCUCCGGCAUCCGGCGAUAAAGAAGCGGAAAUUCUCAACCAAAUCGCCACUCAGGGAGAUAGCAUCCGAACGCUCAAGUCCAGCAAAGCGGACAAGGCCGCAGUUGAAGCUGAGGUUAAGGUGCUGCUGCAGUUAAAGGCCGACUACAAGUCGUUGACCGGUAAGGACUGGAAGCCGGGUACCGUCGCCACACCAGCGGCUCAGCCUGCCAAGCAGGACAAGGAAAAUAUGGCUCCAACUAACAAUGUCCCCGCUGCUGCUGCCGGCUCGGAAAAGGACGUUCUCACUGCCAAGGUGAACGCACAAGGUGAAACCGUAAGGAACUUGAAGUCCUCGGGUGCCUCGAAGGAUCAGAUCGAUGCGGCGGUGAAGCUGCUGCUGGACUUGAAGGCAGAAUACAAGAAGGUGACCGGAACGGAUUUCCCCGUGGCGGGACGUGCACCGAAGGCGGCCGCACCGAAGAAGGAAAACAAAAAGGAGGAAAAGCCCCAGAAGAGCAAACCGGAACCGGCAAAGCAGAAAGACGAUGGCAGUGGUCCGAAGAAGCAAACCCGGCUGGGACUUGAAGCGACCAAGGAGGAUUGUCUGCCCGAGUGGUACUCCCAGGUCAUCACCAAGGGUGAAAUGAUCGAGUACUACGACGUGUCCGGGUGCUACAUCCUGCGCCACUGGUCGUUUGCCGUGUGGAAGGCCAUCAAGGCGUGGUUCGACGCGGAGAUUACGAAAAUGGGCGUCAAGGAGUGCUACUUCCCGAUCUUUGUGUCGCGAGCUGCGCUGGAGCGCGAAAAGGACCACAUUGCCGACUUUGCUCCGGAGGUGGCCUGGGUCACCAAGAGCGGCGAGUCGGACCUGGCGGAACCGAUCGCGGUGCGUCCGACGUCAGAGACGGUCAUGUACCCGGCGUACGCCAAGUGGAUCCAAUCGUACCGCGAUUUGCCGAUUCGGUUGAACCAGUGGAACAACGUUGUGCGCUGGGAAUUUAAGCAUCCGCAGCCGUUCCUGCGCACCCGUGAAUUCUUAUGGCAGGAAGGACACACCGCGUUCGCGACUCAGGCCGAAGCCACCGAAGAGGUGCUGCAGAUUUUGGAAUUGUACGCUCAGGUGUACACGGACCUGCUGGCGAUUCCGGUGGUCCGCGGGCGUAAGACGGAAAAGGAAAAGUUCGCCGGCGGAGACUUUACGACCACGGUUGAGGCGUUCAUUUCCGCGUCGGGACGGGCCAUUCAGGGAGCUACGAGUCACCAUCUGGGGCAGAACUUUUCGAAAAUGUUUGACAUCGUGUACGAGCAUCCGGAGACGAAGGAGAAGGAGUACGUGUAUCAGAACUCGUGGGGCAUAACGACGCGCACGAUCGGUGUGAUGAUCAUGGUCCACGCGGACAACCAGGGUCUGGUGCUGCCGCCGAGGGUGGCGUGCAUUCAGGCGAUCAUUGUUCCGUGCGGAAUUACGGCCAACACGACCGAUGAGGAGCGCAAGACGCUGUACGACAACUGCAAGGAGCUGGAGGCCGAGCUCGUGAAGGCGGGAGUUCGCUGCGAGGGUGACUACCGGGACAACUAUUCGCCGGGAUGGAAGUACAAUCACUGGGAGCUGAAGGGAGUUCCGAUUCGCGUUGAACUUGGCUUCAAGGACUUGAAGAACAAACAGUUCGUUGCGGUGCGACGUGACACCGGCGAUAAGAUUACGGUGAAACGUGAAGCCGCCACCGUAGACAUCCAAGCCCUGCUGGAAACGAUCCACGCCAGUAUGCUGAAGAAGGCCGAGAAGGAUCUGGCGGACCAUUUGAAGGUCACCAAGAAGUGGGAUCAGUUUACCGAGCUGCUCGAAGCGAAGAACAUUAUCAUGGCUCCGUUCUGCGGCGAGACCCCGUGCGAGGACAAGAUAAAGGCGGACAGUGCCCGUGAUGAUGGGGAAGCGGAGCCUGGAGCACCGGCCAUGGGCGCCAAAUCGCUGUGUAUUCCUUUCGAGCAACCGGCCCCUAUCGAGGCGAACGACAAGUGCGUCCAUCCAGCCUGUGGACGCAAGGCCAAGUUCUACACGCUGUUUGGUAGAAGUUAUUAAAGAGACGCAUUUCCCAUGAUAAUAAUUUAUUCUCUUAUCGUCAGUAAUGUGGUUAUCUUACUGUUGUGUUUUCCUUUUCCGCAAACACCUAACCGUCUACUAUUGCUCGAUUCGUAAAAUUGGCGUAAAGCAUAUAAAGCAGAAUCGGCUUAAUUAAAACGAACUACUUUAAAGUGAGUUUCACAAUUACAACA
Messenger RNA from Culex quinquefasciatus (southern house mosquito), 5490 nucleotides. It is a transcript of the gene GluProRS, whose product is annotated as bifunctional glutamate/proline--tRNA ligase. Gene Ontology annotation, biological process: glutamyl-tRNA aminoacylation; prolyl-tRNA aminoacylation; translation. The transcript has 6 exons. The record is from RefSeq and is a predicted model, not a curated record. Gene Ontology annotation, molecular function: glutamate-tRNA ligase activity; proline-tRNA ligase activity; ATP binding. The coding region runs from base 164 to 5296 and encodes 1710 amino acids. Gene Ontology annotation, cellular component: cytoplasm; aminoacyl-tRNA synthetase multienzyme complex. Lineage: Eukaryota; Metazoa; Arthropoda; Insecta; Diptera; Culicidae.